AUAAAAUCGUAAAACUGAAAUGAAUCGUCGUCAGGUUUGAAGAAUCGCGAACCAGAAAAACCUGAGGCGGAAAUUCAUGAGAUCAAUGGAUAGAGUAUUCUCCGUUGACGGAAUCGCCGAUCAGUUCUUGUCCUCGCCGCCGCGAGCAGUUCCUACAGAGCCGGAAGAAUCGUCGAAAUUGAACCGGAGCGCAUCGGAAUGGUCGUUCCGGCGGUUUCUUCAGGAAGCCUCUGUAUCGGACUCCUCGACUUCUCCGCCUCCGCCGCCGGCUUCUCCCUCCCCCGACGAUCGAUCUGAGAAUAAGGAAUCUGGAGAAAAUGCGAAUCAGAUUCUGCAGAAACAGAGCAAUCGGAAUGAAAUAUGUAGUAGUAGUAGUGCGACGUCGAGGAUGGAGAAGAUUAAGGCGGCGGAAUCCGUCAAGAUUGGACCGCCGUGUGUUCCAUCGGACUCCGGUGACUAUCAGGCGCUUCUGAAAAGCAAGCUCAAUUUGGCGUGUGCCGCUGUAGCCUUGUGCCGAGGGUCUUAUAUGAUGAAAGCUCAAGAUUCAUGUGCAAGUUCUCCUUUAGCGUCUCAAUCUUCAAAAGGAAUUACUAGCUCACCUUGUGUGCAAAAAAAGGUCGGGAUUCUUGGCAGCUCGGCAACUAUAUCGUCAUCCAUAGAGCAAACGACUGAUGAAGAAGAUGAUGUCGUUGAAGGAGAAGAUGGUACGAGUGAACGUAAGGAUCCUGCUUAUGCUAAACGUGUCAGGAGAAUGCUUUCUAACAGAGAAUCAGCUAGACGUUCAAGAAAGAGAAAGCAAGCACAUUUGACUGAGCUCGAGACACAGGUUGCUGAAUUAAGAGUUGAAAAUUCUGCAUUGCUGAAGCAUUUCAAUGAUAUAAGCCAGAAGUACAAUGAAUCAGCUGUUAAUAACAGAGUUCUAAAAGCUGACCUUGAAACUUUGAAAGCAAAGGUACAAAUGGCUGAGGAAACCGUAAAGAGAAUUACGGGUUCGAAACCGAUGUUCUAUGGCAUGUCGUCGGAAGGAUUGUCAAUGAGCAUGCAAUCCUUUGAUGGGAGCCCCUCAAAGACAUCAAGAGAUGCAGCUAGCAAUCAUGCUGCCGACAUAUCUUCUGCUGAUACUCAGCUGAAUUGUGUGGCAAAAGCAGCAACGGUGUCAGGGAAGAAGAUGGUGAAAACAGGUUCGUUGCGUCGAGUGGCAAGUUUGGAGCGCCUUCAAAAGCGCAUCCGGGGGAGCUCAGGGUGCUGUGAACCAUCAGGAAAGGGAGAUCACCAAUAACAGUGUUGUUUGUUGUUCUUGUUUUAAGUGUAUGAAAGGUUUAUUCUGUCAUAUUCUUUGAAUGAACCUGAUUGUAUGUUUGAGGUCAAUAUCCAUCGUCAUUCGAACUGAACCUAGAUAUGAUAUUGUCCACUGUGAGCAUAAACUCUCGUGGUUUUGCUUUUGAUU
This is a messenger RNA of Cucurbita pepo subsp. pepo (vegetable marrow), 1447 nucleotides long. RefSeq names its product light-inducible protein CPRF2. Gene Ontology annotation, molecular function: DNA-binding transcription factor activity. Gene Ontology annotation, biological process: regulation of DNA-templated transcription. Lineage: Eukaryota; Viridiplantae; Streptophyta; Magnoliopsida; Cucurbitales; Cucurbitaceae. The record is from RefSeq and is a predicted model, not a curated record.